Messenger RNA from Prunus armeniaca (apricot), 2502 nucleotides. The record is from the annotation of a GenBank genome assembly. Lineage: Eukaryota; Viridiplantae; Streptophyta; Magnoliopsida; Rosales; Rosaceae.
AUGGUACCUCAGCCUGAUCAUCAACCAAUCUUUUAUGGCUUCCUUUUCAUCCUCUUCUUUUCUUCCAUUAUAUCUGCAAAAUAUGCAUGCAAGCUGACUGAACGCAGCUCUCUCAUGUCCUUCUCUCUCUCCCUCUCUUCCCCUCCAUUAAACUGGACUUCAGUUGAUUGUUGCCAAUGGGAAGGCAUCACUUGUGAUCAAGAUGGUUUGGUCACCCAAUUGCUCUUGCCCUCCAAAGGCCUCAAAGGAGGUAUUUUUCCCUCAUCACUUGCAAAUCUCACGCAUCUCACCCACCUCAAUCUCUCCCACAAUUCGCUUUAUGGUUCACUAAAUCAAACUGGAUUCUUCUUGUCCUUAAACCGUCUUGAGAUCCUUGAUUUGAGCUCUAACCUUCUCUCCGGAGAGCUGCCAGCUUCUCUACCAUCCAGAAAUGUGAUCCGGAUGGUGGACUUGUCCAGCAAUCACCUCCAUGGCGAAAUCCCAUCUUCAUUUUUCCAACAAGCUUGGAAUUUAACUAGUUUCAGUGUCGGGAACAAUACCUUAACCGGGUCUAUCCCGUCCUCUAUUUGUCUUCAUUCUUCUCCCUCAAUUAGGCUAUUGGAUUUUUCCUUCAAUAAAUUCAGUGGCAAUAUUUUUCCCGGACUAGGGGCAUGUUCCAAACUGCAGGUUUUUCGUGCCGGUUACAAUAACAUUUCGGGUCUACUUCCAGAUGAUAUCUAUAAUGCUUCAACACUUGAAGAAAUCACAUUGCCUCGCAAUUCACUGUAUGGAGCCAUAGGUGAAAGAAUUGCCAACCUCACCAACCUCACAAUCCUUGACCUCCAAUCUAAUGGAUUGAGUGGUCUGCUCCCUGCAAGUAUUGGUAAGCUAUCCAAACUGAAACUCAUGUUCCUUCAAUUCAACAACCUACAAGGUUCUCUGCCCCCAUCUUUGAUGAACUGCACAAACCUUGUUGAACUCAACCUGGGACUCAACCUUUUUGAAGGAAAUAUCUCCACCCUUGAUUUCUCCAAACUUGUUAAACUAACCGAAAUUGAUCUUGGCCAUAAUAACUUCACCGGUUUCUGGCCAGUAAGUCUUUACUCAUGCAAGUCCCUGAAAGCGAUUCGAUUGAGCAAAAACAAUCUAGAGGUGCAGAUACAACCUGAGAUUCUUUCACUGCAAUUCUUGUCCUUCCUCUCGAUCAGCUAUACCAGAUUGACCAACGCCACGGGGGCAAUAAAGAUCUUAAUGGGUUGCAAAAGUCUCAAGGUGCUGCUCCUUUCAUCAACUUUUUAUCUAGGGGAGGAAAUUCCAGCUCUUGAUAACAUGGAUGAUUUUGAUGGAUUUCAAAAUCUUCAAAUGCUAGAUUUGAGCAACUGUAAGCUCAGUGGUCAAAUACCUGCAUGGUUAUCCAAGCUCAAGAAGCUAGAGGUCAUGAUUCUAAAUUUUAAUAGAAUCACAGGGCCAAUUCCUAGUUGGCUGGGGACUCUUCCAAGGCUCUUUGUUGUAGGCUUGGGAUCAAACCAAAUUUCAGGUGAAUUUCCAAAAGAACUUUGUAGGUUACCAAUGUUGGUAUCUGAAAAAACUGCAGUUCAAGUAGAUGACGAUGUUCUUGAAUUGCCUAUCUAUACAUCGACCAGUGGAACACUUUUGCAGUACAAAUUGUCCUAUUUUCCUCGAGUGUUAGACAUAAGGAACAAUAGCAUUAGUGGGAGAAUACCUAUUGAGAUUGGGCAAUUGCAGCUUCUCCAGAUGUUGUAUCUUAACAUGAACAACUUCUCUGGGACCAUCCCGGAGCAAAUAUCCAACCUCAAGAACUUGGAGGGAUUGGAUCUUUCCAUGAACCAUUUGUCUGGAAACAUCCCAUCAUCACUGGCAAGCCUUAGUUUCUUGAAAUCUUUCAAUGUCUCAUACAAUGAUCUCCAAGGAUCAAUCCCAACAGGCACUCAGCUCCAAAGCUUCAAUGCUUCUGCAUUUGAGGGGAAUUCAAAACUCUGUGGAGCCCCACUUCCAAAUGAGUGCCACCCAAGAAAUGGCCCUGAUGCAGAGCAUAACAACAACCAAGAUGUGGACAAUGGGCACCAAAUUCUGUGGUUUGAGUUAUCUGUUGUGCUUGGGUUCAUUGUAGGGUUCUUGGGAGUCUGUUGCUCUUUGCUCUUUAACAACACAUGGAGAUAUAGAUAUUUCCAGUUCUUAGACAAUGUUCAACAUAAGCUCUAUUUGAUGCAGAGAAAGCUUACAAGGGUGAGAGUUGACAGACAACUCCAAGACCAAGUCCAAGUCUCAAACCAAAGGCCCGAAGUUAAUAGCAGCAAUCUGUACAGUGAUACAGAUGGUAAAAACUGGUCAGAAUUUGCAACCCUCACAAGUCACAAUGCUGCCAAACCACCUCCCUUCAAUGAUCCAACCAAAGAAGAUCCCUAUGUGUCCCUCGUCGCAGAAGAAGAAAUAUUUUUUGAUACAAGCAAUAUCGAAGGAGGAGAGAUUCGAACACAAGAUGUCAGAUUCACGGGUAACUAG